This is a messenger RNA of Nymphaea colorata (pocket water lily), 3825 nucleotides long. Its product is annotated as pre-mRNA-processing protein 40C. Gene Ontology annotation, molecular function: RNA polymerase binding; transcription coregulator activity. The record is from RefSeq and is a predicted model, not a curated record. Bases 223 to 3483 code for a protein of 1086 amino acids. NCBI's taxonomy places the organism in Eukaryota, Viridiplantae, Streptophyta, Magnoliopsida, Nymphaeales, Nymphaeaceae. Gene Ontology annotation, cellular component: nucleus. The transcript is spliced from 17 exons.
UUGGACAAGGAGAGCGAGAGAGCGCGUUUUAGUGCCCCCUUCGACCUUUGUUCGCCCUUUCCCUCCCUCACACUCGUUUCUGAGCCCUUCCCUUCAUAUUUCCGCCCGGUGCUAAACCUCCGGCGACGUCUCCGGCACCGUUCAACUGCCUCUGUCAGGUGUUCUCAUCCCAAAUUUCCUAUAUUGGCAAGAGAAUAUAACACUGAAACCCAUCUUAUAGAGAUGCAAUCUUCUAUGCCUGGAGCAAGUUCUCAAGCUGUAGUUUCAGUCAGACCCCCUGUAGCUGGCCUCUUUGCUGGUCCUGAAGCAUCUCGAGAUCCUAAUGAUGUUUCAAAUAAUCAGCAACAAGAAACUGUUCAGUCAAAGUUUGCUACUCCACCUGCAUAUGCUAUCCCUCCUCCUUCUUUCUCUUAUGGAGUGGUUUCACAAACUAGUGCUACAUCUGGAAGCUCGAAGCAGGGUUCUACCGAUGGCGUGAAAUUUGCUCUGCCAGCUGCUACAGCACCCAUGCAGCCUCCAGUUCCAACACAGCCAUCAAGUGGACCAUCUUUUUCAUAUGGAAUUGGUGCACAUGCUAGUGCUGGUUCUUCAAGUUCUCAGCAGUCCCAUUCUUCCACGGUGGUCAAUCCUUCCAGUGCUAGUGCCCUUAGUUCAUUGGACAGUGGAAAGUUCAUAGCACCAGCCAAUGCAGCAUCGUUACAACCUCCAGCCCCUGGGCAAUCUAAUGUUGCUGGGCGUCCAGCUUCGUGGGAUUCAGGAACUGUUGCUCAAAAUGCACCAUUGUCAUUACGACCUCCUCUGUUGGCCGCAUCUGGUUAUUCUUUUCCUGUUAGCUUGCAAGUGCCUGCAGCCUCUGAAGGUUCUCAAAAUAGUCAGUCCAGUGCUAGCACCUCCGCAGCAGUUGCACAAGAAUCAUCAGGCAUAACAUCGGCUUGUAGUUCACCAAUGGUUAAUGUGCCUAUUCAUACAUCUUCAAUUCCUAAUAUUGUGCCAGCAGCAAAUCCAUAUAAUACUGUGAGGAUGCCAGCUAUACCAAUGUUUCCUAGUCCUCCUAUGAUGCCCGGCACCCCUGGAACCCCUGGGCCUCCUGGGAUACAUAUGCCUGCCCCAUCAUCAUCUUCUAAUGUUAAUGCACGGCCACCAGCACUAGAUUCAUCUGCAUCUGCAAGACCUACUUUGCCCUCUGUACCUCCAAGUUCAUCAAAUUCAGCCACAGUGAAUGCUGCUCAAAAUGUUCAACAGCAAAUGUAUUCCGCAUAUCCAGGACCUCCAAUAAUUCCUCCACCUCAGGCACUGUGGCUGCGUCCUCCUCAAGCUGGGGGCCCACAGCACCCCCCUUUCCUUCCAUACCCACCCGUGUAUCCUGGUCAAAUUCCUAUUCCUGUACGUCCUGUGUCAUUUCCUCCAGUUACUUUGCCUGAACAAUCUCAACCUCCUGGUGUUUCUCCUGUGGGACCUCCUGCAGAAACAUCCUUAACUGCGGGAGGGGCUGGGCAGCAAUCAAGCCCCCUGGGGACCCAAUCACCACCUCCAGGCAUAGAUAAGGAAACAAAGUCUUCUGAUUCAGUUAAGAAAGAUGAGGUAAUUAUUAGCAGUGAUGGUGAUGAUGCUUGGACAGCACACAAGACUGAAGCAGGGGUUGUUUAUUAUUAUAAUGCUAUCACUGGAGAAUCAACCUAUACUAAGCCUUCUGCAUUUAAAGGGGAGCCAGAGAAAGCCAUUGGCCAGCCAAUUCCAAUUUCAUGGGAGAAGCUGGGGAGUACAGAUUGGUCCCUGGUCACCACUAAUGAUGGCAAGAAAUAUUACUAUAAUACAAGGAGCAAGGUAAGUAGCUGGCAAAUACCCAUUGAGGUUGUGGAACUAAGAAAGAAGCAGGAAUCUGAAUCUUCUUCAAAAAUGAGUGCACCAUCUGCUCCAAAUUCUGGUGGAUUGGAAGAAAAGUCUCCUUCUUCUGUCGGUCUGAGUGCUCCUGCAGUUAAUAGUGGUGGUCGUGAUGCAAUGACACUUAGACCCUCUGCUGUGCCAGUGGGUUCAUCUGCACUGGAUCUGAUUAAGAGGAAGUUGCAGGAUGCUGGCACACCUGCUGGCUCAUCUCCUCUUCCAGCUUCAUCAGUCUCUUCUGCAACUGAGGUGAAUGACCCUAACAUGGUGGAGAAUACUGCAAAGGACCAGCAACUUGACAAUUUAAAAGAAAAAAUUAGAGAUGCUAAUGGGGAUGGCAAUAUGUCAGACUCGUCCUCCGAUUCAGAUGAUAAUGAUGGUGGACCAUCCAAGGAUAAAUAUAUCAUGGAGUUCAAGGAAAUGCUGAAAGAAAAAGGAAUUGCACCUUUUUCAAAAUGGGAUAAAGAACUUCCAAAAAUUAUUCUUGAUCCACGUUUUAAGGCUGUACCAGGUUAUGCAUUAAGGAGGUCUCUGUUUGAGCACUAUGUUCGUAAUCGAGCCGAAGAAGCACGAAAGGAGAAACGGGCAGCACAAAAGGCUGCGGUUGAGGGUUUCAAACAAUUGCUGGAAGAAGCUUCAGAGGAUAUUGAUCACAAAACUGAUUAUGCAACGAUUAAACAAAAAUGGGGAAAUGAUCCACGAUUUCUGGCCUUGGAUCGCAAGGAGCGAGAGCAGUUAUUGAAUGAGAAGGUUCAUCCUCUGAGGAAAGCUUAUGAAGAGAAUGUCCAGGCUGCCCGUGCAGCUGCAGUUUCCAGCUUCAAGUCUAUGCUUCGAGAUAAUCGAGAUAUCAACAGCAGUAGCCGUUGGUCCAGGAUGAAGGAUAGCUUACGGGGUGAUCCAAGAUACAAAUCAGUGAAGCAUGAAGAAAGGGAAAUUUUGUUCAAUGAAUACAUAUCUGAACUAAAAGCUGCAGAACAAGAAGCAGAAAGAGCUGCAAGGGCAAAAAAGGAGGAAGAGGAGAAGUUGAAAGAAAGAGAACGUGAAAUGCGCAAGAGAAAAGAAAGGGAAGAACAAGAAAUGGAAAGAGUGCGCUUGAAGGCGCGUAGAAAGGACGCAGUGGUUUCUUAUCAAGCCCUUCUCACAGAGAAGAUAAAGGAUCCUCAGGCAUCAUGGACUGAAUCAAAACCUAAAUUGGAUAAAGAUCCACUUGGUCGUACCAAAAACCCUGAUCUCGAGGAAACUGACAUGGAAAAACUAUUUCGGGAGCAUAUGAAGAUGCUGUAUGAGCGCUGUGCUCGUGAAUUUCGGGCCUUGUUAGCUGAAGUUAUCACAGGGGAGACUGCAUCCCAAGCAGCAGAGAAUGGGAAGACUGCGCUCAAUUCCUGGACUAUGGCAAAGGAACUGUUAAAACUUGACCCAAGAUAUUCAAAAUUGCCUAGGAAAGAGAGGGAGUCUCUCUGGCGUCGACAUGUUGAUGAGAUAAUUCGAAAGCAAAAAAAGUAUGAUACCAAGGAUGAGAAAGCGAAUCCUAUUGAGAAAGUUAAAACUCCCAUGGAUUCGAGGAGUUCACCAGUGCCGGGGAGAAACCAUGGCCGGAGAUGAUUGCUUCCCACCUUUGCUUCCGCCUUGUUUUUGCAAUAAUAUAAUAUCUGAUGCACAGGACGAGAAGAGAAAUGUUGUGGGAAGAAACUAUAAGGUUCUCUGGCAUUGAGGAGUUCACCUGCUUAAGAGAAUCAUGGCGAAAAAGGUAGUCUUUUCCUCUUUGUAACUUACGCUUCCCCCAGUGUGAUAGUAACAUAAAUUCAUUCUUCCCUUGCUUCUAUAGUUCUACUUGUAGCGCAAUUUUGUUUUCUUAUUUUUGAGUACAAGAUAUGAUCGUAGGAAAAUGUCUAGAUGGAAAUGUUUAUAUAAUCUAUAUCAUGAUAGCUUUCGAUUCAUUCUUUU